Molecule: messenger RNA, 3192 nt
Organism: Myotis lucifugus (little brown bat)
Lineage: Eukaryota; Metazoa; Chordata; Mammalia; Chiroptera; Vespertilionidae
Product: gasdermin-C-like
Exons: 14
Coding region: 324-1775 (483 amino acids)
Biological process (GO): defense response to bacterium; pyroptotic inflammatory response
Molecular function (GO): phosphatidylinositol-4-phosphate binding; phosphatidylserine binding; phosphatidylinositol-4,5-bisphosphate binding
Source: RefSeq, a predicted model, not a curated record
UCAGACUUGCUCAGACUGUUCUCUGGGUCAGGAACAGAUACGAUCUGCUUCUGGAGAUCCUAUCUACUGUCCUAUGAGACAGCCUGGCAGAGACAGUGUAUAUAGAAACCCUGCCUGAUUCUAGUCUCCACUUGCCUGAGAAGGACUUGAGAGGAUAUUGCCCUGGAACUUGAGUCAGGGAUCUGCUGGUGGGAAGAAAACACAACGAGCAGUCGCACUUCUCUGUUCUCUGGUUUUGUCUGACCUCAGGCGGUCUGGAGAUUGGAAGAAGCCCUACCCAUUGGAGCCUUUCUCUAUAAGACAAGACAAUAUACAACUGCAACAUGCCCUCCAUGUUUGAGAGAAUUACCAAGAAAUUGGUCAAAGAGAUCGGAGACCAAGAGCUCAGACCUGUCAAAUGCUUGGUGAGCGCCACCAAGAUACACCGGUUUUCUCUAAUACGGAGGAAGAAGGCUCGCUCUCGGUUUUGGCAACUACCCGAUAUCCCACUUGACGUCUCCCUCAUGCACAUCCUUGAACCAGGUUCUUCAGUCCCAGACACUGCUGUGGAAGUGUCUGCCGACUUCAGUGACACCGAGGUCAGGAAGCAGCAGGCGGCUGGGAGCGUGAAUGCUGGGGCAGAAGUGGGCUUCUCGGAGGAGACUGCUGCCUGCCGAGGGUCCUCCCUCAAGUACCAGAUUGUUAGCACCCCACAUGAAACCUGGCCAGAGCUUCAGAAGAGGAAACUGCCAGACCCUGAGCCGUACUUUCUGAAGCAAUGCCGGGAAGCAGGGGUGAAUCUGUAUGUUGUGACUGACACCGUGGAGCUGCUCAACAGCCCUGUGCUGCAGGAUCAUAGCAGUGUGAAGGUCUCAGGGAUAUGCUUCAUCCCUUGGAAUAUUUUUGUCAAGGGUAAAGGACAGGGGAGGAGUCUCCAAGUGAAAGAGAAGAAGCUGACUGUGCCAAAGGGCUCGGUGGUGGCAUAUAAGAGGAAGCAGCUGCUUUUCUACAGCACAGGCUGGGGCAUUCACCACAUCGCAGAUGAUAAUGAUGAUAAGGAAACCUUUCCAGCAGGUGGCAUGGAACCUCCCAUGUUUCGAAUGAGUGGCAUGGAAUCUGCCACCCCUCGAAUUGGGGCAGAUUUCCAGCUGCUACAAGAGGAAGUUUCCCAGAACGUCAAAGCAGCCGAGCUCUCGAAGGACAUGCAGAACAUUGUGUUCUCCAACCUCCUGGCCAUGCUUGGGGACCGCGAGGCUCUUCAGGACCUCAUGGACACGCUUGAACAGGAACCCUUCGGUCAUUUGGAUGGCGCUGGUGGCACCAUCCUAACUGAACUGCAAAAGGACUCCUGCCAUCCAGGGGUUGGCUCAAAGUGCCUCAUCCUUUACCUGCUUGAAACCUUAAUGGUGCUGAGUGACAUCCAACAUGUCCUGCUGGCUCAGUCCAUGGAGAAGAGGAUCCUCCUCCCGCAGAGGGACCUGGUGAGGAGCAUCCUGGAGCCCAACUUCAACUGCUCUGAGAACACUCCCUUUACCCUCCAGCCCGAGCUCCUGGCCCCACUCCAGGGGGAGGGCUUGGCCAUUACCUAUGGGCUGCUGGACGAGUGUGGCCUGAAGAUGGAGCUGAACAGCCCCGGGUCAACCUGGGACCCGGAAGCCCAGGAGCCUCUGUCUGCCCUCUAUGGGGCCCUCUCUGUGCUGAAGCAGCUGGCUGAGGCCCGAGCCAACCUGGAGGGCAGGCCAAGGGGUCAGUCUAUUCUGACUAGUCAGUCCCCGUCGUCCUGUCGUUUGAUGUAAACACCCCCAAGCUGUACUUUGUAUCGAUGAGUCUGUAUCUAUUCCACAAAUAAGGGAUAAGUCUUUGUCUUUGAUUUAUUUCGCUUAGCACAAGACCUUCAAGGUUGGUCCAUGUUGUCACAAACCACAGGCGACUCUGGCUGCUGAGUGGGGGGAUGGGUUGGAAGGUGGGGGGGCCCAUGUGGAUGUAGGGAGAACAUUGAAGGAGUUUCUCUAAUUGCCCAGGCACUCAGUGGUAUAUUUUAAAAGAUCAGUGGUAUAUCUUAAAAGGUAGGAGCUUGAAAAGUAGAUAUAUUUAAUUCUGGUUGAAGUAGAUCCCAGGAAUACUUGGGGGAUAUAUAUGUAAACUCAUAGGAUCACAUCCUUGUGCUUCUCCUAUUGAAUGACCAUGAUUGGCGCUAUUUUCUAAUGAAUUUAUAAUUUACACCAGAAGGUGGCAGCAUUGACACACAGAAGGAAGCUUGUUGGUGAUGGCACUUUCCUUGAUUUGCUUUGGGACUUCUGAGUUAAAGGCAGACCCCUCUCUCUGCUCUGCUCUCCCACCUCCCUCCCCGCCCUUUUCCCUUCUCUUUUGAUGCCUCCCUGCUGCAUUUAACGUGAUAUAGGCUGGGAGAAAUGGGGUGGGGCAGAGGGGGUCAACACUGCUUCUUUUUAUAGCCUCUAGAGUCUAGAACCUUCCUUUUAAACACUGCAUUGGUUGUAUUGAAUAAUUCCCAUAAAGAGCUCUGGGAGGUAAGAGUGAGUUAUGGGGAACUUAGAGCUGUUUCCAGUGUUUCUGGAAACGCCAGCCCUUCUGCCGGGAUUACUAUGGAUUCUGUGGGAAACCUGUUGUCUCAUGCUGAGCCCAGGCAGAAGCCCUGAAGAGCUUGAAUGUCGCUCAGUAAGCAGGGUAUAUAGUUUCUAAAUGAAUUCAGCCAAGCACAGAAACUUCAAAAUAUUGCAACCUUGGUCAACCCAUUGAAAAGCAGGGCUGGUGCAAAUGAUAGGGGGACUUAUAAUCUGAUAGAUAGAGCACCUGCAUUAAUCUGAAAAAUAAUCACAUAAUUUUAAAUCUUAGAACACAUAUACUAGUACUUAUGUGAAUAGGGGGUUAAGUUGUUCCUAAGUUUCCUUUCCAAGGCCUGUGCAAAGCAACUGAGGAGGUGACUCAGCUGUGAACCCAGCAAGCAGAACCAAUAAGCAUGGUCAGACCGACCCACUAGGAGUCAAAACAUCAUCUCAUCAACAUCAUCUCAUUUCCUGAUGAUUAAGGACAAUAGCUGAUGUCUGGGGACCCUCAGGGCUGCGCAUAGCUGCAUUGCAUCCCCAGCCUCACCCCAGCCCCUUCCCCUGUAUAAUCCUGUCCCCAUUGAAUGCUUGUAAGCACCCUCUCUUCUUGGUUGGCUGGCCUUCUCAAUAAAUGUCUUCUAUGAUUCGA